GUAAAAUUUAAAUGAAUGAUCUAACUUGAGAUUUCCUAGAAAAUGCAAUUUCCAUAAAGGUAACUCAAAACGUGUUGGAAAAAUGUUGACCAUAAAUAUAAAAGAAUAAUUUAAUUAUUUUAUGAAGUUUGGAUAUCCGUGCAAUAAUUUUCUUCCAUGAACAACAGUGUAGACUUUGGUCUUAGUGGAAGGUUUUAGAGUCAAUGUAUUUUAUUUUGAAUCACUUCAUCUCUUCAUCAUCAUCAUUAUUAUUAUUAUUAUUACUUGUUUUAAUUUCAAUUCAUAUAUCUCACUUCACAAUUUGCUGUUUACUUUCUGGUUUGAAGCUUUCUGAUCUACUGCAACAUGGCAGGAAAUAUUAACUAUAGCGUUCUUCGAAUGGCCGUUCCUAUGUUUGGUAGGGCGAUAAGGAUGGUGUACCAGGAAGUUAAUGAAAACAAAUAUGUAUCUAAUUGGAUUGGUGAAGUCUUUAAGGAUGUAGAAACGGAAAAGAAGAGGUUGAUUUCAAAUCGAGAUCUUGUGCGAGUAAGACUCGAAGCAACUGAUCAUAAAACUGAUAUGGUCAGUGAUGAUGUUUUUCUGUGGCUAAAAGAAGCAGACAUACUCAUACCAGAGGUGGAGAAUCUCACUUUACAAGUAAGAAGACGACAAUGGAAUGAAUUUAGGAAACUGCUCAAAAAAAUUACAACACUCAAUAUGAAAUGCGAUUUUCAACCGUUUUCGAUUCCGAUUCCAAGUUUAGAGCACUUCUCUUCAGGAAAUAUUGUUAGUUUUAAGUCUAGAGAAAAGGCUUCAGAUCAACUUUUAGUGGCACUGCAAGAUGAUAAUUCUUCUAUCAUUGGAUUAUACGGUAGGCAGGGAUCUGGUAAAACAACAUUGGUGAAAGCAAUGGGGGAGAAAGUUAAGUUUUUAAAGAUGUUUUCUAAAGUUGUAUUCGCCACUGUGUCGCAAAACUUAAAUAUCAGAACAAUGCAAGAGGAAAUUGCUGAUUCGUUGGAUAUAAGGUUCGAUAAAAACAGUGAAGCCGGAAGAGCAAGAAGAAUAUUCUCCACAAUAGAAAGUAUGAUUCGUCCGAUUCUAGUUAUUUUUGAUGAUGUUCAAGUAAAAUUUGAUCCAGAAGAUGUUGGUGUUCCUUGUAAAAGUAAUCGAUGCAAGAUCCUUGUGACCGCACGUUGCCAACAAGAAUGUGAUUUGAUGUACUGUCAAAGGGAUGUUCAACUUGAUCCCUUAUCUAAAGAGGAGGCUUGGAUUUUGUUUGAAAAACAUUCGGGCAUUCAUGACGAGGACUGCUCCUCCUCGCCCGACUUAUCGAAUGUCGCACGUGAAGUUGCUUUUGAAUGUGAAGGUGUGCCUAGAUUAAUUAAAGAUGUGGCAUCUUCCUUAAGAAAUAAACCCAUUGAUGAAUGGAAAGCAUCACUAGAUAGUCUCAAACAUUCAAUGGCUAAAUGGCAAAUUUUUCUUAGUUUUCGAGGAGAAGAUACGCGUUACGCGUUUACAGGUUCUCUUUAUCAAUCUUUACGUCAAGGGGGAUUCAAGACCUUUAUGGAUGAUGGAGGAUUGGAGACGGGAGACCAAAUUUCACCAUCUCUUCUAAAUGCCAUUGAAGCGUCGAGGCUUUCCAUUAUUGUUUUAUCUGAAAACUAUGCAAAUUCGACGUGGUGUCUGGAUGAGCUUGUCAAAAUUCUCGAGUGUAAGAAAUUGAAGAAUCAAUUGGUUUGGCCAAUCUUUUAUAAAGUGGAUCCAUCUGAUAUCAGACAUAUGAGAAAAUGUUAUGGAAAAGACAUGGCUCGACAUGAAAAUAGAUUUGGAAAUGAUUCUGAGAGAGUACAAAAAUGGAAGUCAGCUUUAGUUGAAGUGUGUAAUUUGUCCGGAAUGGCUUAUUCAAUCGGGUAUGAAUAUGAAUUUAUUCAGAAGAUUGUGGAACAUGCCAAUGACAUUAGAAGUCGUUUGCAAAUAAGAAACAUAUAGAUAUGGACAUGAAGAAGAUGCCAAUCAUGUUAAGAAGUCUGUUUUGCAUGGCAAUGGUUUCUUAUACUCAAAAAGAUGUGGAUAUACAGUAGUAGUUGAAAAAAAAAUUCACUAUGAAAGAUAAAAACAAUAACUACUUAUAUCUAAAGGUAACAAAUUCAUGUUAACUACUCUUAAAGUACAGUAAAAAUAUGAAUACAUUUUAACUUUGUUGGUGUUGAA
This is a messenger RNA of Lathyrus oleraceus (garden pea), 2190 nucleotides long. RefSeq names its product probable disease resistance protein At1g52660. Gene Ontology annotation, molecular function: ADP binding. The transcript has 3 exons. Gene Ontology annotation, biological process: signal transduction; defense response. The record is from RefSeq and is a predicted model, not a curated record. Lineage: Eukaryota; Viridiplantae; Streptophyta; Magnoliopsida; Fabales; Fabaceae. The coding region runs from base 346 to 1968 and encodes 540 amino acids.